CUGUCGGCAAAACUCUUUAGUCUAACUAUUUCAACUGUUUUUCUUGGGGGUUGCGCUGAUCGGAACCUGAUAUUUUCCGCCGCCGCCCACCGCCGCUUUUCGCAAUGCAGCUCCGCCGUGGCCCGUCAUUUUUCCGGCUGUGGACGGUGAUAAUGUCGGUGAGCAUGGUUAUGAUGGGGAAGUUUGGGCUGGUUCAGUCAGCCCGGCUCCGUAACCGGACGUCAGCGCCACAUUGGUCCCCGGCCACCGCCACCUGGUACGGCAGCCCCGAAGGCGACGGUAGUGACGGUGGGGCGUGUGGGUACGGGAAUUUAGUGGACGUGAAGCCGUUUAAGGCGAGGGUGGGGGCGGUGAGUCCAGUACUGUUCAAGAACGGCGAAGGCUGUGGCGCCUGCUACAAGGUCCGCUGCCUGGACCCAACCAUAUGCGCCAGACGAGCCGUCACCAUAAUAGUCACCGACGAGUGUCCCGGCGGCUACUGCGCCAGUGGCCGCACCCACUUCGACCUCAGUGGCGCCGCGUUCGGCCGCAUGGCAGUAGCCGGUGCUGGCUCCCGCCUCCGUAACCGCGGCGAACUCUCUAUCCUCUACCGACGGACUCCCUGUACGUAUCGUGGGAAGAACAUAGCCUUCCAUGUGAAUGAAGGUUCUACAGAUCAUUGGCUCUCGCUUUUGGUGGAAUUCGAGGAUGGCGAUGGAGAUAUUGGGUCAAUGCAAAUUAAACAAGCAAGCUCGAACGAGUGGAUGGAGAUGUCACAUGUGUGGGGGGCAACUUGGUGCAUAAAUGGAGGGCCUCUCCGGGGCCCAUUCUCAGUGAAGUUAACAACAUUAUCCACAGCCAAAACCCUAUCAGCCAGAGAUGUUAUCCCCAAGAAUUGGUCUCCUAAGGCCACCUACACUUCUCGCUUAAACUUCUCCUAAGAAGAUAGAAUUAUAACAAUAAUAAUGUUGUAAUUUUUACACAUAUAUGGUGUGUAUUGUAGCCUUCUCCGAAGGGAGAGAGAGCUUAGUUUGUAUUGUCUUAAUUUCUUCCCAUCUUUAACAUUGUUCAAAUUAUAUAUAUAUGCUUAAUAAUAUAACGUGUCCAUAAA
Molecule: messenger RNA, 1090 nt
Organism: Momordica charantia (bitter melon)
Lineage: Eukaryota; Viridiplantae; Streptophyta; Magnoliopsida; Cucurbitales; Cucurbitaceae
Product: expansin-B3
Biological process (GO): sexual reproduction
Cellular component (GO): extracellular region; plasmodesma
Source: RefSeq, a predicted model, not a curated record